UAAAAUGACAACCUCCUGGAGUGAUCGCUUACAGAAUGCAGCAGAUAUGCCUGCUAACAUGGAUAAGCAUGCUCUGAAAAAGUAUCGGCGAGAAGCCUAUCAUCGGGUGUUUGUGAACCGAAGUUUAGCCAUGGAAAAAAUAAAAUGUUUCGGUUUUGAUAUGGAUUACACCCUUGCUGGAGAGCCAGUGUAACUCCUUCAAGACUGGAGUGACACACACUGCAUCUGCAUCUGCCUCAUUAUACAAGUCCCCGGAGUAUGAAUCCCUUGGCUUUGAGCUUACUGUGGAGAGAUUAGUUUCUAUUGGCUACCCCCAGGAGCUGCUCAGCUUUGCUUAUGAUUCUACAUUCCCUACCAGAGGACUUGUCUUUGACACAUUAUAUGGAAAUCUUUUGAAAGUCGAUGCCUAUGGAAACCUCUUGGUCUGUGCACAUGGAUUUAACUUCAUAAGAGGGCCAGAAACUAGAGAGCAGUAUCCAAAUAAAUUUAUUCAACGAGAUGACACUGAAAGAUUUUACAUUCUGAACACACUAUUCAAUCUACCAGAGACCUACCUGUUGGCCUGCCUAGUAGAUUUUUUUACUAAUUGUCCCAGAUAUACCAGUGAAUUUAGUGCUAGUGAGAGAUGCCACAUUGCCAGCCUGGAGAUGGGACAGCACCAGCAGCUCCAUGCAGGCUCUCACCUCCCACACGGCCCCUCUCCUUGCCAGUGUGCUGCAGCCAUGUUUGGAAGGGACCACUUCUGAUUGGCUUCUCCUGGGAAUGAAGACGGCCAGCAGAGGUGCUAAUUGUGACAACUGAGUGGGAGCUGUGAGACAGGAUUUAAAGAUGGGGACCUCUUCAUGUCCUACCGGAGUAUGUUCCAAGAUGUAAGAGAUGCUGUUGACUGGGUUCAUUACAAGGGCUCCCUUAAGGAAAAGACAGUUGAAAAUCUUGAGAAGUAUGUAGUCAAAGAUGGAAAACUGCCUUUGCUUUUGAGCCGGAUGAAGGAAGUAGGGAAAGUAUUUCUUGCCACUAACAGUGACUAUAAAUAUACAGAUAAAAUUAUGACUUACCUGUUUGAUUUCCCACAUGGCCCCAAGCCUGGGAGCUCCCAUCGACCAUGGCAGUCCUACUUUGACCUGAUCUUGGUAGAUGCACGGAAACCACUCUUUUUCGGAGAAGGCACGGUAUUGCGUCAAGUAGAUACUAAAACUGGCAAGCUGAAAAUUGGUACAUACACAGGCCCCCUACAGCAUGGCAUUGUCUACUCAGGAGGUUCAUCUGAUACAAUCUGUGAUCUGUUGGGAGCCAAGGGCAAAGAUAUUUUGUAUAUUGGAGAUCACAUUUUUGGAGACAUUUUAAAAUCAAAGAAACGGCAAGGGUGGCGAACUUUCUUGGUGAUUCCUGAACUUGCACAGGAGCUGCAUGUCUGGACUGACAAGAGUUCCCUUUUUGAAGAACUUCAGAGCUUGGAUAUUUUCUUGGCUGAACUCUACAAGCACCUUGACAGCAGUAGCAAUGAGCGCCCAGACAUUAGUUCCAUCCAGAGACGUAUAAAGAAAGUAACUCAUGACAUGGAUAUGUGCUAUGGGAUGAUGGGAAGCCUAUUUCGUAGUGGCUCCCGGCAGACACUCUUUGCCAGUCAAGUGAUGCGUUAUGCUGAUCUCUAUGCCGCAUCUUUCAUCAACCUGCUGUAUUAUCCAUUCAGUUAUCUCUUCAGAGCUGCCCAUGUCCUGAUGCCUCAUGAGUCAACCGUGGAGCACACACACGUAGAUAUCAAUGAGAUGGAGUCCCCACUUGCCACCCGCAACCGCACAUCAGUGGAUUUUAAAGACACCGACUAUAAGCGACACCAGUUGACAAGGUCGAUUAGUGAGAUUAAACCCCCCAACCUCUUCCCACUGGCCCCCCAGGAAAUCACACACUGCCAUGAUGAAGAUGAUGAUGAAGAGGAGGAGGAGGAGGAGGAAGAAUAAGGAGGAAAACCAAAACCCUGAACACCCAUUAAACAAGUUCUGGCAGGACCCACAGGAGCAAAGGAUGUUCUUGUUUGGGUUCUACUGGGGAGGGUGGGGGUGCUCCAUCAGAGGUACGUCUGGAAAGUUUCUAAAGACUUUAAAAUAUUCUAAUCAUAGAGAGAUACUUGUUUUAGUUUUGUGUAUCUAUAUUCUUUGCAGAUGGCUCAGAAUUGUAAUGGAGUCUGUAUUGGAAGGAAGUAAGGGUAAAGUCAGGCUGAACUGCAUGCAGAUGGUUCCAUGUGGCUUGUGACACUGUUUGCUUGUCAUUUAUGAUCAGUAUGUCAUAGUGUAUCUGGAUACACUAAGGAUGAAGGGUUUCAAGUGUAAUAAGGACUAGUGGGAAGACAUCCAAAAAUGCUGUAUUGUUUCAAAUUGUUCUAUUACUUUAAAAUCCAACUUUUUCAGUGCAUUACACAGUAUUGUAUAUCAGUGGAGAAAUAUAUUGUUUCCAUUAUUGAGUGUAGUCUUCUGUUGAGGUCAAGUUUCCUUUCAUAAGCCUUUAAAGUGUCCUCAAUGACUGGCAAGGCUGCUGCUCUGUCAGUAACCUUGCAGAAGUAUUCUCUGUUUUAGGACCAGUCUGGAGUGGACUGCAGGGAUUCUAUUUUGACAUAUAAAAGUCCUAUUCUUUCUGUAUUUUUUUAGGUUGAUAGCACGAAUACUUGUUAUCUAAAACCUUUUUCUCAUCAUAAUAAAUCUAUAAAGGAAUUUAGCUGAAAGAUGACAAAGGAGCAAGCCCCCAGAAAAGAGGAGGAGAAACCUUCUUAUAUUAGAGAAUGGUUGAGUAAGAUGUAUCAGGAUGGGCUGUAAUUGUGGCAUCUGCUACCCAGUUCCACAUUUCUCUAAGCUCUAGUGUUGAUUGUUGUAUGUUAAAGUUGAACAUUAGAGAAUGGGAAGAGGACUCUAAGCCAGAACCUUACUAAUGCAAAUAGCAAAAUCAGUGAGAAUAAAUUCAGAACUCUAAGUGAAAUCACUUCUUGUUUUGAGCAAGAAUGAAUUAUUGUAGACAUUAGGCUCUUAUUAAUGCCUCACUAGUACAGUGAAAGUUGUUCCAACAUUUUGAAUAGUGAUAAUAGAUUCUUAACUUUCAUAUAUUUUCUUCCAAUCUUACUGUCAUUGGUCUAUAGGGGAGAAUAGACUAGCUGAUCUAGAAUUCAAUAAAAUGCAAUGUUUCUAAAUAUUGACUUUGACCCCUUCUAUAGCACAACUAUAAUUAUUAUUGGUCUUCAAGUGGGUUCAGGUUUGGCUUAGUGACAAUAGUUUGACGGUUUCUCGGGAGAUACACAUUCCCAGAACUCGAAGAUCUAACAUGAUUAUAUCUAUAGUGUCUCACAGGCCUCAAUUUUUUCACAAUGUUUUUUGGUAUCGGACUGCGAGGUGAGGCUUUAAAAAAAAAUCAUUUUGUGGGUAGGCAACACAGCUCAGUAACAUAACCAAAGUUGCCAUGCCUCAUGACUUGCACUUUAGAUUGCUGUCAGAAUGUGUUUCAUGGUAUGACUUAAAUCUAUGGAGAAUAUAUGCUCCUUUGAAAGAAUUACUUUAGAAACGCUAUUGCAAAUAAAAAUUAGAUGCUAUCUUUUUUAAAA
Molecule: messenger RNA, 3583 nt
Organism: Marmota flaviventris (yellow-bellied marmot)
Lineage: Eukaryota; Metazoa; Chordata; Mammalia; Rodentia; Sciuridae
Source: RefSeq, a predicted model, not a curated record